Bacillus rossius redtenbacheri is the source of this 4338-nucleotide messenger RNA. RefSeq lists its product as uncharacterized. The record is from RefSeq and is a predicted model, not a curated record. NCBI's taxonomy places the organism in Eukaryota, Metazoa, Arthropoda, Insecta, Phasmatodea, Bacillidae. Gene Ontology annotation, cellular component: extracellular region. The transcript has 6 exons. The coding region runs from base 332 to 2494 and encodes 720 amino acids. Gene Ontology annotation, molecular function: growth factor activity; cytokine activity.
UCUUGUCGCCGCGCCUAAGACACGCACUGUCGAACUGGGACACGUGCUGGUGGGUUCGCGUGGUUCGCCGAGUUCGCGAAGUUAGCGAAGUUAGCGAAGUGCGCGAGAACACACCGCGGGGACUUGAUUAAACCGCGCAGCUGACCGAUCGGACUCUUUGCAACGGCGUGGCCGGAGGACUUAACUGCUGCCCCGUCAGAGCGAGUGCGCUUUUUCGCUUCGCGCGGUGUCAGCGUCGCAAGAGACAGAUGGAUGGCUACACGUCGACCCUGAAGCCGGGGUUGCGCGCGCAAAACGAUAGUUCUUCAGCAGUCGCGCGCGACCUCAAGUCAUGGGCCUCCGAGGACCUACAGUCCGCGACGUCUCCUCCUGGUGUCUUCGUCUUCUUCUUCUGCGCCUGCGUCGACGUCGACGCCCCGUCGUCUCCUGGUCUUCCCCGGGGAUGGUCUUCGUCUUCUUCAUCCUGGUGCUGGCGCUGCUGGUGACCGGUGGUGACAGCUCCCCUGGACGCCGGAGCAGGCUGGAACCGGCAGUCACCACCUCGCCAAAUGGGGCGGAGCUCGCCGAGGAGGAUCCGGCGACGACGUCUCUGCCGCCGCCGCCGCCGCCCGCCGCCCCCGGCUGCUCGUGGGCCUGCGUGCGCAACAAGGAGAUCGAGCGCGACCGCAUCGACAGCCUCAAGGCGUACAUCCUGGAGAAGCUGGGGCUGAGCGAGCCGCCCCGGAUCCCGCCCCACCUGCGGAGGAACAAGUUCGCGCUGGAGGUCUUGCUGGACCGGGCGGCCCAGGCGCAGCAGCAUCCGUCGUCCCCGGCGCGCUUCUCCUGGGCCGGGGGCUGGCCUCCCGGGGACCAGCCGACUGGGGCGGCCGGGGCGCGCGCGGGGAACCGCGACUACGACGAGGACGUGGUCAAGCCCCGCAAGGUGGUCGCCUUCGCCGAGACCGGAAGGAACGACUCUAGGCAGUGCCACUUCGGAGACAACGAGAUCCACUUCUUCCGGUUCUCCAAGGAGGUGAUGAACUACGAGGUGGCAGGCGCCCGGCUGUGGGUGUUCCUGCGCGCGCCCGGCGGCCGCUACGAGAACUACUCCGCGGCGAAGGCGCCUUCGUUCGACGCCGCCUCCGGACCUCAAGGCCCCCGGGGCAGGACGCCGCCCGAUUACCCCCGCCAAGGCGCGAACCACCCGCCACCGGGCGUCGGCGGUGACGCUCGACGCGGCAGCGGCGAAUCCCGCUACGACGAUGGCGCUCCGGACCGUGGUGGCACGGUUGGCAACUAUGGCAUGGGCGGUGCUAAAUACGGCAACAGCGCUUACCACGGCGAUGGUGACGCAUACCAUGGCGGUAGCGACGGUUACCGCGGUGGCGGUGACGCUCAACGCGGCAGCGGCGAAUCCCGCUACGACGAUGGCGCUCCGGACCGUGGUGGCACAGUUGGCAACUAUGGCAUGGGCGAUGCUAAAUACGGUGACAGAGCUUACCACGGCGAUGGUGACUCGUACCAUGGCGGCAGCGACGCUUACCACGGCGGCGGCAACGACGCCCAACGCGGCAGCGGCGAUUUUCGCCGUUUGGGUGGCGUAGCCGAACGUGGCGGCACCGGCAGCUACCAUAGUGGCGGCGAUGCCAAGUAUGGGGACAGUGCUUACCACGGCUAUGGUGAUUCGUACCAUGGCGGCAGCGACGCCCACCACGCCGGUGUCGACGCUCAGCGCGGCAGCGGCGAUUUUCCCCGCGUGAGCGGCGUUCUCGGGAAUGACAGCACUGGCGGCUACCGUGGCGGCGGCGGUUCUUACCACGGCGACGGUGCUUACCACGGCUAUGGCGACGCCUAUCAAGGCGGUGGCGGCAGUGUUCACCAUGGCGGCGGCGGGCCGGUCACGCUGUCCGUCGGGUGGGUGAAGCACUUGGAGGGCGGCGAUUCCAACGCGUCGUUCGUCGCCUCGGUGAAGACGGACGUGCCCACCGGCAAGGGCCGCUGGGUGCACGUCGACCUCACCAAGACGGUCGCCAGCUGGUUCCGCGGCUCGGACGGCGACCUGGGGCUGGUGCUGUCCGCUAGCGACGCCUCCGGCCGCCCGGUCAGGAGCUUCUUCGGCGGGGAGGACGGCGAGUCGCGGACGCCGUUCAUCGAGCUGACGCCCUCGGCGGCUGCCGGCCCAUCGCGCGCGCGCCGGGCGCUGGGCAUCGAGUGCAACGCCACCUCGGAGGAGAAGCGCUGCUGCCGCUACCCGCUCACCGUGGACUUCGACUACCUGGAGUGGGACUGGGUGGUCGCGCCCAAGACCUACGAGGCCAACUACUGCGCCGGAGACUGCACCUAUGCCUUCCUGCCGCGCUACCCGCACAGCUACAUCGUGCAGGUGACGAACCGCACCAUCUGCUGCGGGCCGCGCAAGAUGUCGCCCAUCUCGAUGGUGUACUUCAACAAGGAGCACCACAUCGUGUUCAGCACCCUGCCGGGCAUGUCGGUCGAGAAGUGCGGCUGCUCUUAGUCGGGGGGCGGAGUCCUCCGCUUCCCCCCAUUCCCCCUUAAGAGGCCACUCCAGUGUUUCAGGGGCACUACGCAACCCGCGUUAACCUCAUAAGAUCCAAUGCUAUUUUCAUUUUGCUCAUAACUUACUAACUAAUAUAGAUUUCGAAACGAUGCUUGCUUGAUAUGUAAGACAACGAUGCUCUUAUCAAAGCCAUUUUCUUCAAAAACGUGCAUAGAUUAUGGUUCAGACCUAGACAAUUACACUUAUGCAUAUUAGUAAAGAUUAGAAUAAAAUCAUAUUUUAUGCACGUUUUUGAAUAAAGUGGCUUUGAUAAGAGCAUCGUUGUCUUACAUAUCAAGCAAGCAUCAUUUCUAAAUCUAUAUUAGUUAAUUAGUUAUAAGCAAAACGAAAAUAGCAUUGAAUCUUAUGAGGUUAACGCGGGUUGCGUAGUGCCCCUGUAAUACUGGAGUGGCCUCUUAAGGCCGUUCUGCAACGGCACGGGAACGGAGACUUGACCCGUAACGAUCAGCCCGGCAAAGCCGAGCUCUUACGUUUACGUUGUCUCCGUGCGACCGACAGAGGUCGAGAGUAGCUACUUAUCUGCGGUGGUAGCCAUGUUUGUUCUUGUUCUAAAAGAAAGGGGGGGGGGGGGUUGUCUGUAAAGUCGGUUUACGGACGAUAAUUUUACGUUAUAACGUCAUAAGAAAACUUUGAUGAAAAAUUGAAUACUUUAUUAACUUUCAAAUAUUAUUUACCGUUUUUCUUGCAAAUUUAAUUAAAAUAAUUUGUUUAAGUAUAAUCACGAACAAUUAAAUGAAAAAAAAGUCCCGCCUUAACCUGUUUGCUAUUACAGAAGAUUUUCUCGCACGGUGGUUGGCCGGUUCUUGCACGCUCGGGCUCAGUGCGGAACGUGACACUUUAAAGUGCGCGCAGCCGGCGUUCAUCGAUUUAUAAGACUGUUAUCACGUCAAAAAAAAAAUUUAUAAAUUUUGUUAAUUUUUUUAACAUGUGCAUAAAUUCUGCCCGUUCCAUAAUCCGGAAGAAUUUAGUUAAAUUGAUGUUUCGUGACCCCUUGAAAAAUCAAUCUCAAUUGGUUUUUCGUUAGUUUACGGUUUGAGUGCUUUGUGUCAGCAACAGACGCGAUGUUGGAAUGUUCCCGCGCCGUUGUUGAACGUGCUUAAGAGCAUGCGCGCCUAGACGGGAGACCUAAGAUGCUCAUUAAAUUCUGCCAUUCCCGAUUACACCUGAACAAUUCUCCUUCGGCCAACUUCGGGAUUUGUUUUAUUUUUGCGCAGGAAAAAAAAUUCAAAUACCUAUUAAAAGUGGUCGGUUAGGUUAGCUACAUUAAAACACUAUGGACGGUUAGUUAGGUUAGUAUAGCUACAUUAAAAUAAACAUAGAAAUAUGAAUAUAUGUAUAUAAAUAAACCCGAGGUGGGCCAAAGGUGAAUUGUUCGGGUGUAAUCGGGAAUGGCAGAACUUUAUGUGCAUCUUAGGCUUCCCCGCCUAGACAGGCGGCCAUCUUUAACGGGACGACGGGUCGUGUGUUGGGGGAAUAACGCCCUUCCAUGUCUUCCUCCAACACUACCAACAGCGCUUCCCUUUCAACCCCGGUGUCUUCGGAACAUUUAAUUCAAGAUAAAAGGGAUGCAAAAAAAAUUGUAUAGCCUUUAAGGUCGGUAUUACAAGACACAAAAAUAAAGGUUUAGGUGAAGUACCUUGGCUUUUUAGUUUUAGCCGUGUUCUCGGCGAAUAAUUCACCGACGUUUCGGUCGACAUUGCCGUCGCCAUCAUCAGGAAGGUAACUGCUCCCUGGUGAUGGCGACUGCAAUGUCGACCAAAACGUCGGUGAAUUAUUUGCCA